UCCGAGUCGGAAAUCUCUCAGUAAACACAACCCCAGACAAAAGUGGGGAGAAUAAAAAUCGAAUUUCGAGCAUAAUUUGGCGCGAAAUAUUGGACAGACAUGAACCGCAGGACACUAAUGAUGCAGGCCAUGAAGGAGAAUGUGAAGAAUAUGCGCGCGGAGCAGCAACUCCUCCGCCAGGAGAUUACAGACCGGGAGCAGCGCGCACAGAACGUGGAGCGCAUUUUUGAAUUGAACCGCCAGCUGGUGGACACCACAAACUACUUGAUCGAUACUCUGCGGCAAAUGCACGCGGAACCCUACCAUGAAGCUGUGGAGAUUCAGAUCCAGCUGGCCCUAGACGUGUGCGACAUUCUGACUGGCGAAAUGCCCAAUGGAUUGCCAGAUUGGCAGAUUCCCAUUCAAAAUGGAUUACUGGGAGAAGUUGAUCAGGGAGAACCUUCCAACAGUCCUCGUGGUGAACUAAUUGAAUUAGGAGCAGCACAGAUGGCUGUAGCUGAAGUUGAUUUUGCCAUUCAGAAUGGAUUGUUAGCUGAUCAGCUUGCAGAACCUUCUGUUGGUACUUCUGCCUCGCAUGUUGAUGGAACUGAGGGCGAACUUGACCAAUCACGUGGAGAAGCGAAGAACGAAGAGCGUCCCCAUAGUCCCCUUUGCUCACAAGUUCCUGCAGCUGCAGCUGAAGAGGGUUCACCUCAGAGCAGCCUUUGAUUUAACCUUUGAUUUGUCCAU
This is a messenger RNA of Drosophila guanche, 729 nucleotides long. RefSeq lists its product as uncharacterized. The transcript is spliced from 3 exons. Bases 100 to 708 code for a protein of 202 amino acids. The record is from RefSeq and is a predicted model, not a curated record. Lineage: Eukaryota; Metazoa; Arthropoda; Insecta; Diptera; Drosophilidae.